This is a messenger RNA of Erigeron canadensis, 2351 nucleotides long. RefSeq names its product protease Do-like 2, chloroplastic. Gene Ontology annotation, biological process: proteolysis. Bases 56 to 1954 code for a protein of 632 amino acids. The record is from RefSeq and is a predicted model, not a curated record. The transcript has 21 exons. Lineage: Eukaryota; Viridiplantae; Streptophyta; Magnoliopsida; Asterales; Asteraceae. Gene Ontology annotation, molecular function: protein binding; serine-type endopeptidase activity.
UUUCUUCAGUGCAUACGUAUACAUACAGUGACACACUUUCAAGCCGCCGUGGAAAAUGGCGAUCACCGUCGCAUCUUGCUGGUUUAAUGCCGUCGCAUACGCCGGAACUUCAAGCUAUUCCGUCUCAUCUCAACAACGUUUAUUCGCAUCUUCACAAAUAUCUGCGACUCGUUUAGUCAUUCCAAAAGCUACUAGUCAAAGCAAAAAUCCGAAUAAACGAAUACCUAAUGAACGUCUUCAUAAAUCAUCUCCACCUGAGAAAGAAGUUAAUAUUCAAAAGAUUUCAAGAAGAUCACGGGAUGAAAGACAUUAUUUGAACGCUGAUGAUCAUAGCGGUUUAAAAAAUGCAGAACAACCUCAGUCAACGGCCUUCAAGUCAUUUGGUACACAGAGAAAAAAUGCCAAAGGAUUCAUGGGUAACUUGAAGGAUGAACAGGCUGAGACUGCUAAAAUUCAAGAUGCUUCUUUUCUUAAUGCUGUUGUGAAGGUUUAUUGUACUCAUACUGCACCUGAUUAUUCUCUCCCUUGGCAAAAGCAAAGACAAUAUACAAGUACAGGAAGUGCUUUCAUGAUUGGUGAUGGAAAGCUUUUGACAAAUGCUCAUUGUGUUGAACACAAUACACAAGUCAAAGUCAAGAGAAGGGGUGAUGAUACCAAGUACGUGGCUAAGGUAUUAGCUAAAGGUAUGGAAUGUGACAUUGCUUUGCUCUCAGUAGAAAAUGAGAAAUUUUGGGAAGGAGCUGAACCACUUCAGUUUGGCCAUUUGCCUCGUCUUCAGGAUCCAGUUACUGUUGUAGGCUAUCCACUUGGAGGAGACACCAUUUCAGUUACCAAGGGGGUUGUAUCUCGAAUAGAGGUUACGUCCUAUGCUCAUGGAUCAGCUGAACUGCUGGGCAUUCAAAUUGAUGCAGCAAUUAAUCCUGGUAAUAGUGGUGGUCCUGCUUUCAAUGAUCAGGGAGAAUGCAUCGGUGUCGCAUUUCAGGUGUAUAGGUCUGAUGAUACUGAGAACAUUGGGUACGUGAUUCCAUCAACGGUUGUGUCUCAUUUUUUGGAUGACUAUGAGAGAAAUGGGAAAUACACUGGUUUUCCUUCCCUUGGGAUAUUAUUGCAGAAGUUAGAGAAUCCAGCUUUACGGGCCUGCUUAAAAGUGCCAUCUAACGAGGGUGUGCUUGUUCGUCGUGUUGAACCAACUUCCGGUGCCAGUAGUGUCUUGAAAGAGGGAGAUGUAAUUGUAAGUUUUGAUGGUGUAGACGUUGGGUCAGAAGGGACCGUUCCAUUCCGAUCAACCGAGCGCAUUGCAUUCCGCUACCUCAUUAGUCAAAAAUUUACUGGUGAUAUAGCAGAGCUUGGUAUCAUCAGAGCAGGAGUUUCCAUGAAAGUUCAAACUGCUAUGAAUCCACGAGUUCAUUUGGUACCAUAUCAUAUCGAAGGGGGUCAGCCAUCAUAUAUCAUAGUAGCUGGCUUAGUUUUUACUCCUCUUUCAGAACCACUGAUAGACGAGGAAUGCGAAGACAGCAUAGGGUUAAAACUAUUGACAAAGGCACGGUACUCCAUGGCAAGGUUUAAAGGAGAGCAGAUCGUGAUCUUAUCACAGGUAUUAGCAAAUGAAGUUAAUAUUGGGUACGAGGAUAUGAGCAAUGAGCAGGUUCUGAAGUUCAAUGGAACUCGAAUAAAGAACAUUCACCAUCUUGCUCAUCUUGUUGAUACAUGCACGGACAAGUAUUUAGUUUUUGAAUUCGAAGACAAUUACCUUGCUGUUUUAGAAAGAGAAGCUUCUUCUGCUGCAUCAUCCUGCAUUCUUAAAGAUUACGGCAUACCAUCUGAGAGGUCUUCUGAUCUUCUGGAGCCAUACUUGGAUCCUGUUGGUGAAAACCAAGUGAUCGAACACCAUGAUCUUGGUGACAGUCCAGUAACAAAUUCAGAUUUUGGUUCUGAUGGGCUUCAAUGGGCUUGAUUUCUUUUCCUGGCCAAAAGCUGUCUUAACCCACAUACAGGUCAUCUGCAGCCAUUUUUUUAGGCUCGAGUGCAGCUCCGAACGUCGUUAAAAUGUUAUCACUUACAUUCAUGGACACUGAAACAGGGCUGUUUUUGAUAUUCUAUCAGAGAGAAUUAUAACUUCUUGGAGAUUUGUAGAAGUCACAGCUUUGCGUCCAACAAGGAAGUUGCAGCACUGAGUGUCCACCGGUAAGCAAAGCAAAUUGUUGUAUCUGUAUCCAAAGUUAGUUAUUGAUGAAUUUCAUUAUUUCAUCAUUUAUAGGAAAAGACACAAAAUUCAUUUAGUUCAGUUGACUCAUAAUCCCAAUUUUCAUUUGGGUUAAUUAAUUGAAACCAAAAUCCCAAUUUUGUGUGUA